Molecule: messenger RNA, 870 nt
Organism: Lactuca saligna
Lineage: Eukaryota; Viridiplantae; Streptophyta; Magnoliopsida; Asterales; Asteraceae
Source: the annotation of a GenBank genome assembly
AUGUUGCAGAUUGAAGUCACUUUUACUGAAGAAAUGAUUAUUGAGAUACGCGGAUAUAAUAGAGACUCAUGCUCAAAAGAGAUUUCGGAUCUUUCUUGGGUUGGAAAUAUUACAUGGCUUAGAAAUGGUGAUAUUAAAGUUACUUGCGCUGAUAGAAUGGUUUCAAUGGUGGGCCCAGAAGCAAUAUAUGUAGUAGGGCGUGAUGAUGAUGAUGACUCAGCUAGCAAGUAUUUGGUGACAGAUCUUGUUCUCCCUGCGCUUGGUGCUCUUAGAGGAUUUCAUCUUGUGAAAGAUAGAGAAACUGGAAACUCAAAAGGAUACACGUUAUGUGUUUAUCAAGACUUAUAUGUUAUAGACAUUGCUUGUGCAGCUCUUAAUGGGAUCAAAAUGGGUGACAAGACACUUACUGUUAGACGUGCUAACCAAUGUCAAACUCAAUGCAGGCCUAAACAGGAGAGCGUGCUUUUACAUGCACAACAACAAAUUGCAUUGCAGAGGAUGAUGUUGCAACCACCUCCCUCCACUGGGACAACUGCCACUAAAGUUCUAUGUUUAGCACAAGUGGUGACUGAAGAUGAACUUAAAUAUGAUGAAGAUUAUCAAGAUAUAUUGGAAGACAUGAAAAAAGAAUGUAGUCUAGUGAAUGUUGUAAUUCCACGCCCUAACCCUACUGGAGAACCAGCACCAGGUGUUGGCAAGGUGUUUUUGGAGUAUGCUGAUGUGGAAUUAGAUUCCCUGUCGCCCUGGGCUUGGUGGAGCAAUUGUACCUGGUACAAGAUUGACUAUAAUGGGAAUUUACAGCAUAUUUCAAGCUUCAAAGACAUCCAGAUCAUAAUACUUUCACUCUAUCUAUUCACCAGUAACAUUUAA